GAACGCGGUGGGGCAGCCUGGAAGGCAGUUAUUGCUGCCCAUGAGCAAGGUGUCGGCUGCCCAAACGACGAUGAAGCAACCAAGGCCUGGCUGAGGCCGCAUGAGGCUUGGGCGCGCUCGUUUUAGCAGCCGCUCUCGCUUUUAGCUGCCCCGGGGGCGCGCUCGCGAGCUAUAUGUUGCGGGCAGCCUCGGUUGUGCUGGUGGCUGCUGCGAGCCAACAAGUCGUGUGGUACCAGGAUGGUGCCAACAAGGACUAUAACGGAAUGAAGGCGAGCUGCGACGAGCAGCUGUGUACCUAUGACCAGCUGUGCCCGGGCGGAGGGCCCAAUACAGAACCCGUGGGUGGACAGCAAGCGGGUCACGAUAUGUGGGCGCCGAUCAUUCCCGGACCCGGCGAGGGGACCCAGAAUUGGGUCCAGGUCGGGACGCGGGCGAGUGGCGGUGUUCUCUCCACAGACAGCAGGUUUAGACUUUACUCUUAUCCACGCAGGCCGGUGGCAUGUGCAGGAAGCACACCGACUAUCUUGGUACGCCCCAUCCUGACAGCGGCUGGUGGAGCUCGACCAACGUCGUUCUACAUAAGGGCAGCUAUGCGUGCUGCGUCCCGUCGCCGACGUUCCAGCCAACAGUCUCGCCUCAGCCGACGGUCUCGUGUCAGCCGACGCUGCCCCAACCGACGCCCCUACCGACGCAUAAUAUGUUCCCAGCGUGCGGCGUGAAGCUCCAUCUACAGGAACCAUCGCAUGGUUCUGUUUCCGGUCGUGGUUUGGCAGACGUCUACUGCGCGACUAGCCCGGCCUUGGAAUUUGUUCCCGAUGAAAACGGUGUUCCGGUUUACAUAGGGGUCGGAUGCUGCGACGACGCCGGCGUGUGUCAUCGGCGGGUUGGUGCUAACAAUGACGGCUGCUUCGCGGGUCUUUACGAGGCUACAUGGAAUGUUCUGGGCGACCCCAAGACCUGGCACCAGGCCAUGGAACUGUGCUACAACGAAGGGAAGGAAUUGUGCGCAGCGCCCCUGUCGAAUGGCAUCUGCGAUAGCGUUGGUUGCUCGUACAACCAGCUUUACCAGUGGUCGACUAGGGAGUGCGAGCCGGGCGACGCCAACUACCAGGAGGCAUGUGAGACCUACGCCCCGACCGCCACGCCGACGACAUGGUGCACGCCGACGACGAGGUGGGACAACAAGAAGAAACGGAGAGACAACGCCACGCUGCUCAUCAUCAUCAUAGCCUGCGUCGUGGCAAUCUGCGUGUGCGGGUGCCUCUCAUAUGCAAGCUACGUUCGGUUGAAGAAAAAACCCUCCAAGCUCCACGAGGCCCACGGACGAAUGGUCGGCUGGUACGAGGCGCCUGCGCAAGCGGCGUUGCACCAACAAUGGGGCUCCUUCCCGACGCGCCCCGAGGAGCUUGAAGGGUGGCCUGGCUUUGUCCCGGUGACCAACGCUUUCAUGGACGCAUCCACCGGCCCGGCCGUGCCAUCGGCGCCGCCGCCCCUGCCCCCUAUCAAGGCCCAAGCGGUCGAGAUGCUAACCGAGAGCCCGCCGCCGCCGCCGGAGGGCUGGUUUGCGUCGUGGCGCGCGACGCCGACGGAGGAGCCAGAGCCGGAACCAGAGUGCUAACUCGCAUCGCCGCCGCCACGACGGUGCUCGCUCCAUGGCGCAAUUCACCCCCCAAUUCAUUCCCAGCCUCCGCGACUAAUAUAAACAAGAAGA
Messenger RNA from Pelagomonas calceolata, 1711 nucleotides. NCBI's taxonomy places the organism in Eukaryota, Pelagophyceae, Pelagomonadales, Pelagomonadaceae. The record is from the annotation of a GenBank genome assembly.